CAGCUCCUUAGCGAUAAGGAAUCGCAGCACCUCGUGGCGCGUCGCAGCGUGAGGCCGUGACUGCCAGGACGCUAGGCGCGGGGCCGCCGCGGCGCCGGGCAGGGCUUCGCGCCAGUCGCCAGUACCGCUAGCACCGCCAGCACCACCAGCACGACCAGGACCAGCAGCAUGCGGAGCGUGUCUCCCCCCCGGCCCGGGCCUCGGCCCGCGCUGUAGAGCACUUGCGCGUCUCACCGGCCCCGCCUCGCCCCGCCUCCACCAUGGAGGCCGCCAUGGCCAGCGGCAACGGCUCCGUCGAGGACCCUGCGCUGGCGGCGCUGGGGCUGGACAACGACACCGUGAUGUCGCUGGCCGACGCCUGGGCGGGCAACGUCACCACCACGCCCGUCAUGUCGCCCAUCUUCGACGGCGAGCUCACUUCCACCGGCUUCCCCUACAACGACACCGACUACCACACCUACGUGCUGCCCAUGUGGAGGCAGGUCCUCUGGAGCGCACUCUUUGCUGGCAUGGUGAUUGUGGCGGCCUGCGGCAACAUCAUGGUCAUCUGGAUCGUGCUGGCCCACAAGCGCAUGCGCACCGUCACCAACUACUUCCUGGUGAACCUGUCCAUCGCCGACGCCAUGGUGUCCAUGCUCAACGUGACGGCCACGUACGUGGGCAUGCUGCACAACAACUGGCCCUUCGGCCGCCUCUACUGCAAGCUGUCCCAGUUCGUGGCCGUGCUCUCCAUCUGCGCCUCCGUCUUCACCCUCAUGGCCAUCUCCAUGGACCGGUACAUGGCCAUCAUGUACCCGCUGCGCCGGCGGCUGGGCAAGCGGACCACGCUGGGCCUGGCGCUGGGCAUCUGGGUGGUGGGGUCCGCCAUGUCCUCGCCCAUGCUGUUCUACCAGACCACGGACGUGGUGGACGGCGACCGCGUGCUGUGCUACGCCGAGUGGCCCGACGGCCCCACCACGCGCAGCCACCAGGAAUACGUGUACAACGUCGUGUUCAUGGUGGUGACCUACUUCGUGCCCAUCACGCUCAUGGGCUACGCCUACCUGCGCGUCGGCAUCGAGCUCUGGGGCAGCCAGAGCAUCGGGGAGUGCACCCAGCGCCAGCUGCAGAACAUCCAGAGCAAGAGGCGGGUGGUCAAGAUGAUGAUGGUGGUGGUGACCAUCUUCGGCGUGUGCUGGCUGCCUUUCCACCUCUACUUCAUCGUCACCUCCGAGAUCCCCGAGAUCACCAGCUCGGCCUACGUGCAGGAGGUCUACCUCGGCAUCUACUGGCUGGCCAUGAGCAACUCCAUGUACAACCCCAUCAUCUACUGCUACAUGAACUCCAGGUUCCGGCGUGGCUUCCAGGCCUUCUUCUUCUGGUGCCCGUGCGUGCGCAAGCCGGCGGCCACGCUCACGCGCAGGGAGGCCGUCACCUCGCGCUACUCCGUGACCGGCUCGCCCGACCACCACACCCGCGUCGCGCGCAACGCGCCCUGCCGGCCCUGCCGGCCCUGCCCCUCAGCCGGCUGGCAUGUAUCUCGGGGCGCGCCCGACCUGGUGCAGAGCGUCGUCAUGGCGACGGCCGAGCCCGCCGCCAUCAUGGCCGGCAUCGGCCAGGACUGCUGCACCCCGCUGCGGCACCGCGAGGCGUGCGUCACGCUCAACAGCCUCGACGAGGACGACGACGAGGACGAGGACGACGACGGCAGGAAGUCCGUGCAGGUGGAGCUGCUGUGGGACGAGGACGACGCGGCCCUGGCCCUGGCCGAGGCCCUCGCCGAGGAAGGGGUGUGACUGUGUGAGCAAGGCCGGCACGCGCUCGGCACUGACGCAGCUCACCCUGGCCACCACGGACCCGCACCACUUCACCGGCACCGGCCAGGUGCACCCCGGGCCGGUGCGCUGGCGGCAGCCGUCUUCCUGACACGAGGACCUACGCGCCAACCGACAGGCGCGGGUGCAGACGUGGCUGUAGGGCUGUGAGCCCCUCGGGCCAGUGCCCUGUGCGAGCAGCCCGCUGUAACACCACUCUGUAGCAGCCAGCUAGCAGCCAGCUAGCAGCCAGCUGUAGCAACCAGCAGCCAGCUGUGGCACACUGAAAAACCAAACGCGGUCUACACCACACCACUGGUGUGGUCAAAUGGGUGCCAUUUUGACCGCAUCAGUUGGUGUCUAGACCAAGUUUGGUUUUUCAGUGAGCCAGCGUGGCCGCAGGGCCACUGGCCUGGCGGCCCUCACCCCGAGGGCCUCACCCCGUCUCCCAGUGGGGGGCUGUCCGGGGCCUCGAUUGACUGGGCGCAUGGGGCGCAUGGCCUUGCCCCGUCAGACUGUGUCAGACGCAGCUCGGCGUCGUGGAGUGUCAUUGGGGAGUGUAAUCUCAGAAGAAAUGCAUGACUGACCGGCCAGAGACUGGACGUCCCGACGAGGCGCGUGCGGGUUUCCUUGGGGUUACUUCGGACUGUGGAGCAACCGUUCUCGGCACAGAGGACGACAGAGGACAUCGUGUUUCACGGGAACGCCUAUCUCAGUACCUGGAGCGCAGUUACUUGUACAAUGUCUAGACAUACUUUUUUGUGAUUUUCUCUGUGUUAAUUGUGUAUGUAAUGAAGAAUAGAAGUUAAUUGUGUGUGUAAUGUGGAAUAGAAGUUAAUUGUGUAUGUAAUGAGGAAUAGAAGUUUUGGAUCGUGAUGAAAACAGUUUGUUGUAUACGUGCCAAUGUGUCUCUCUGCACAACUUAAGCUCUCCUUUCUUCCGUACCAAGCAACCAAUCAGGUUGAAUUAAAGUAUUUCGGUGUGAAGUAGUAAUUGUAAAUAAAAUGUGAGCAGCUUAUUUUCUAGUG
This is a messenger RNA of Thrips palmi, 2821 nucleotides long. Its product is annotated as tachykinin-like peptides receptor 99D. NCBI's taxonomy places the organism in Eukaryota, Metazoa, Arthropoda, Insecta, Thysanoptera, Thripidae. The record is from RefSeq and is a predicted model, not a curated record. Gene Ontology annotation, molecular function: tachykinin receptor activity. Gene Ontology annotation, biological process: G protein-coupled receptor signaling pathway. The transcript has 8 exons. Bases 261 to 1775 code for a protein of 504 amino acids. Gene Ontology annotation, cellular component: plasma membrane.